Molecule: messenger RNA, 1193 nt
Organism: Coniophora puteana RWD-64-598 SS2
Lineage: Eukaryota; Fungi; Basidiomycota; Agaricomycetes; Boletales; Coniophoraceae
Exons: 14
Coding region: 44-922 (292 amino acids)
Source: RefSeq, a predicted model, not a curated record
AUCAUGUAGCGCUCGGCGGGACCAGCCCCGCAAAGCUUCAGCUAUGUCCGAUGGGCUCACGCUUGACGACCUUGUCUCCAUAAAGGAGCAAUGGCUGCUUGGCUCGUAUCUCACAGUUGCCGGCGCGACUGUAGUGGUUUAUGACUGCCUUCGAUCCCUUGACCUCGAGGUAGACUACAUUUGGAAGUCCAAUUGGUCAAUCAUCAAACUCCUCUAUCUCUGGACGCGAUACCAGACGUUUGUUGAGCUAGUGCUCACUAUGGCAUACAUUGAGUUUCAGGGCGGCCCAGAGCCACGCGAGUGCUAUAGCCCAAUACUAGCUGUGUUCUAUCUCAAUGGGAUUGGUGUGGGAGUAUCCGAGCUCGUCCUUAUAUUUCGAACAUGGGCCAUGUACAAUCGAAGCCUCACAGUGGGAGCUUUUAUGCUCGUCGUGUUCGCUGGUUGCUUUGCUGCAGCAAUAGUGCUAACACAUCACUUCCUUAAUACAAUGCAACUGUUUGAGUUACCUGGAUUCCAAGGGUGCUUGAUGCUGACAACCGGCUCCAUGCUCAAACUAAGCUGGAGCAUGCUGCUAUGCGCCGAGUCCAUCUGCCUAUUCCUCGCCCUACGGAAAUUAUAUUCAAUUUGGAGGCAUGUUCGAAGUUUGUCUUCGCUCCUUCAAAUGAUCUUGAUGGACGGGAUCGCCUAUUACGUCCUCCUGAUUGCUAUUGUGCUCCUUAUCAUAUGCGCAGGACAAUCUGACAACAACUUCGACUUAACCUUGCUCGUUAGUGUACCUGGCCCAAUGGUACACUCCGUCGCCACCUCGCACCUCAUCCUGCACAUGCGACAGCUCUCGGCGUUGCAGACUGUGGUUGAACCUGAGAUACCAGCAACUGGCGACCUUGUCUUGACGACCGUCAGACAAGAGGAGUUUGUUUGAUCACACGACUGCCAACGGGUUUACCGUUGCGUUGCUCUCGAUCCAGCCAUUCAUUGAGCACCUCGCGCCAUGAAAGGUGCAGGUCGUUUAAGACCGCCUCCAUCACGCCCAAUAAGAUGAUAUUAUUUGUCUAUGUAGUCACGUUUUAAAUUUCUUGAUAUCAACAUUGUCUACGACAAGACAUGUGCCUACCAUUACUGUAUAGUUUUUGAUCAUUGCAUUGAUGGGUGCACUCCGAGUCUGGGAGUACGCUGCGGUAUCGUUCGUAAAA